Protopterus annectens (West African lungfish) is the source of this 2920-nucleotide messenger RNA. RefSeq names its product zinc finger protein OZF-like. NCBI's taxonomy places the organism in Eukaryota, Metazoa, Chordata, Ceratodontiformes, Protopteridae. The transcript has 4 exons. The record is from RefSeq and is a predicted model, not a curated record. Bases 178 to 1887 code for a protein of 569 amino acids. Gene Ontology annotation, biological process: regulation of DNA-templated transcription.
CGCACAGGAAGUGGAUGUUAGCUUACAAAGCAGAAGUUGAUUGCAAAAAUAUAGUUGAUGCAGGGAGUUGUUGAGUCAAGUGAGUUUCUAUAUUCCUUGGGUUCUCAGCCCACACAGAGACGUUGUUUGAGGCAGUGAACAGUCUGACUUGGAGGGCUGCAGCUGAAAUGACAGAUCAUGAAGUUGGAGGUGCCAGAAACAUUUGAAGAUGUUGCCAUUAAAUUUUCAGAAGAAGAGUGGAAGAUGCUAAGUAAACAGGAGAAGGAGCUACACAGAGAGGUGAUGGUGCAGAACUAUGAGAGCAUGAUUUCUGUGGGGUAUAACAUCCCAGUAGAACAUCUGUGGUUACUUAUUUGGAGAGCUGCUUCUGGCAAUACAGAAAAAGGAGCAACCAUGCAGCCAAAGAAGCUUUUUGAUGCAUCCAUCAGAGGUAACAGGAACACAGAGUUCAUGGAGAUUCCGAGUGAGCCAUCCUAUUGUAGAAAAUUCUGUAAUUCUGAAUGUGAUAACAUGCCAACUGAUAAGACACUAAUCUUGAGACAAAACCUCAUACAGACGGAAAGUAGACAAGAGUCCUGUGUGGAAAAUAAUAAGAAGCGCAGCAGGAAACGUGAACAAGAACGGCAUCUGGAUGCUCACGGAAGGGAAAGACUGUGCAAACAGCGUAAUUACAGCAGCAGCAGUUUUACAUUUGUUAGUGACAUCAUUCAAGACCCUGUCGUCAUCUGUAAUGAAAAGGGAGAGACUGAUGGCAUUCCCGAAAAUAAGCAGACUGUCAGCAGGGACAAGACAUAUAAAUGUGUCACCUGUAGCAAGAGCUUUGCCUGGAAACAGAGCUUAGUAAGGCAUCAGGUUAUCCACACUGGACAAAAGCCAUAUAAAUGUACAAUGUGUGACUGGAGUUUUGCACAGAAAGAUCGCAUGAUACGUCAUCAGUAUGUUCACAUAAGACAGAGACCAUUUAAGUGUACUAUGUGUGAUAAAAGUUUUAAGCAAAAAAGCUUUCUAGUUAGACAUCAGGUAGUCCAUGCGGUGCAGAAACCUUAUAAAUGUGCCAUAUGUUGCAAAGGUUUUACAUCCAAGGCAAGUUUAGUUGUGCAUCAAACUAUUCACACUGGACAAAAACCAUACAAAUGUUUGGAGUGUAACAAAAGUUUUAGAAGUAAAAUUAAUUUAGCAAGGCAUCAGAUAAUUCAUGCUGAACAGAAACCAUAUAAAUGUGCUGUAUGUGACAAGGGUUUUACUAGUAAAAAUACAUUAGCACGACAUCAAAUUAUCCACAUGGGACUCAAACCAUAUAAAUGUGCCACAUGUGGCAAGAGUUUCAGAGAGAAAUCUAAUGUGGUGAAACAUCAGGUAGUUCACGCUGAACAGAAAACUUAUAAAUGUGUCACCUGUGAGAAGGAGUUUGCAAGAAAAAAUGCAUUAAUACUGCAUCAGCAUAUCCACAAUAGGCAAAAAACAUUUAAAUGUGCCACAUGUGGCAAGAGUUUUACACUGAAAUGUAACCUGAUAAACCAUCAGUUAGUACACACGGGGCAGAAACCCUAUAAAUGUACCACAUGUGGUAAGGAUUUUGCACAGAAGUCUAACUUGAUGAAACAUAAUUUAGUGCACACUGGGCAGAAACCUUAUAAAUGUUCCAUAUGUGAUAAGAGUUUUACACUGAAAUGUAACAUGGUAAAACAUCAGUCAGCGCAUGUUGGGCCGGAUCCAUAUAAAUGUGUCACAUGUGACAAGAGUUUUAAGCACAAGCAAAGCUUGCUGAAGCAUCAGAUGGUUCACACGGGACAGAAACCCAUAAAUGUACAACAUGUGGCAAAGAUUUUACACACAAAGGAUACUUGGCAAACAUCAGUUAGUCCAUGCGGUUCAGAAACCAUAUAAAUGUGCAAUAUGUGACAAGGGUUUUACGGAUAAAAGAAAUCUGGAACGUCAUCAGAUUAUUCACACUAGGCAGAACCCCUAUACAUGUGCAACAUGUAACAAGUGUUUCACACAUAAGAUAAGUUUAACAAUGCAUCAGUUUGUACACAAUGGACAGAAACCCUAUAAAUGUACCAUGUGUGACAAGGGCUUUACACUGAAAUGCAACAUGAUAAAACAUCAGUCAUCGCACGGUGAGCAGAAAAUAUAUAAAUGUGACAUAUGUAACAAGAUUUUUAAACACAAGAAUAGCAUGGUGAAGCAUGAGUUUGUGCACAAUGGGCAGAAACCACAUAAAUGUACUACAUGUGGCAAGAGUUUUACACAAAAGUGCAACAUGGUAAAACAUUGCCAGUCUGUUCACAGUGGGCACUCAUGAACUUUAACUGUGUCCUAUCAUGGUGUAGGAAGAUUAUAAACAUUCAGGGGGCAUAAAUCAGACAGACGGAUGAGUUGUAAAGCUGAAGCAGCAGAAAGUAUGGCAGUCCAAGCAGUAAUAAUGAGACGGCUUCAUGAGUCUGCAGUACUGUCAUCUCCAAAUCCUGAAAUAUUUUAUCUGUGGCUUCAAGACAAACGGAAUCUGCAUCCUUCAGGCUAGCCCACAUCUAGAGUUUCAUUAGUUCCUGGAUCUCUGAAGGUUACAGGUCUGCGGCACACUCCCCUGGUUGAGAUACAUAUUUUGAUCCAGUAACAACUAGGAUCUUUGAUCACUGCAUCUAACGUUAUGUUCUACUGGAAACAGGACUUUUGAUUUGAUAUAUAAUGUAAUAUAUGUUAUUAUUUGGUAUGACAUGUAAUAUAACUCACUAUAUUUAUUUAAAUAUUGUUUGUGUUUUACUGUUAUUCUUACAUUCUGCAGACUUUCUGGAAGUAAAUUGGUUAUGCCUUGUCAGAUUAUAUUCGGAGCUAGAUGCAAAAUAAUGAAAUAUGCUACCAAUACUGGUAGCCUCAAAAAUAACUGCAUAUGUGCAAAAAAUAAAAAUCAAAAUCUGGA